Metschnikowia bicuspidata var. bicuspidata NRRL YB-4993 is the source of this 1047-nucleotide messenger RNA. RefSeq names its product zinc-dependent alcohol dehydrogenase. Lineage: Eukaryota; Fungi; Ascomycota; Pichiomycetes; Serinales; Metschnikowiaceae. The transcript has a single exon. Gene Ontology annotation, molecular function: oxidoreductase activity; zinc ion binding. The coding region runs from base 1 to 1047 and encodes 348 amino acids. The record is from RefSeq and is a predicted model, not a curated record.
AUGUCAAUUCCAGCCACCCAGAAAGCAGUCAUCUUUGAGACCAACGGCGGGCCUUUGCUCUACAAGGACAUCGACGUGCCCCAACCAAAAGCCAACGAGCUCUUGAUCAACGUCAAGUACUCGGGCGUGUGCCACACAGAUUUGCAUGCUUGGAAAGGCGACUGGCCCUUGGCCACCAAGUUGCCCCUAGUCGGCGGCCACGAAGGUGCAGGUGUGGUUGUGGCCAAAGGCGAAAACGUCAAGGGCUGGGAAAUCGGCGACUAUGCCGGAAUCAAGUGGUUGAACUCGCUGUGCAAUUCGUGCGAGUUCUGCCAAACCACCAACGAGUCGAAUUGUGCCCAGGCCGACUUGUCGGGAUACACCCACGACGGCUCGUUCCAGCAGUACGCCACCGCGGACGCCAUUCACGCCGCCAAAAUACCCCGGGGCACCGACUUGGCACAGGUGUCGCCGAUCUUGUGUGCAGGCAUCACCGUCUACAAGGCUUUGAAAACGGCCCACUUGAACGCGGGCCAGUGGGUGGCUAUUUCCGGUGCCGCCGGCGGAUUGGGCUCCUUGGCCGUGCAGUACGCCAAGGCCAUGGGCUACCGUGUUUUGGCCAUUGAUGGCGGAGAUGACAAGGGCGACUUUGCCAAGUCAUUGGGCGCAGAGGCCUACGUGGACUUCUUCAAGUCGCUGGACGUGGUCAAGGAUGUGCAGGAAAUCACCAACGGCGGGCCCCACGGUGUGAUCAACGUGUCUGUGUCGGAGAAGGCCAUGCAGCAAUCCGUCGAGUACGUGCGGGCCACGGGAACCGUGAUUUUGGUGGGCUUGCCUGCCGGGGCCAAGGUCGUGGCCCCUGUGUUCGAGUCGGUGGUGAAGUCCGUCAGCAUCAAGGGCUCUUAUGUCGGAAACAGAGCCGACUCUGCCGAGGCCAUUGACUUCUUCACCAGAGGCUUGAUCAAGUGUCCCAUCAAGGUCGUGGGUUUGUCCGAGUUGCCAAGCGUGUACGAGUUGAUGGUUCAGGGCAAGAUCUUGGGCCGCUACGUGGUGGACACUUCCAAGUAA